Loxodonta africana (African savanna elephant) is the source of this 1710-nucleotide messenger RNA. It is a transcript of the gene PTGES, whose product is annotated as prostaglandin E synthase. Gene Ontology annotation, molecular function: prostaglandin-E synthase activity. Gene Ontology annotation, cellular component: membrane. NCBI's taxonomy places the organism in Eukaryota, Metazoa, Chordata, Mammalia, Proboscidea, Elephantidae. The record is from RefSeq and is a predicted model, not a curated record. The transcript has 3 exons. The coding region runs from base 85 to 546 and encodes 153 amino acids. Gene Ontology annotation, biological process: prostaglandin biosynthetic process.
CGUGCACUCCUGCAGGCAGGCGUGCUCUGAGACACUCAAGCCCACAGCUGCACGCCCGCUCCCCGGACCUCCCGGCCGCCAGAGAUGCCUCCCUCCGGCCUCGCCAUGCUCAGCGGCCAGGCGCUCCCGGCCUUCCUGCUCUGCAGCACGCUGCUGGUCAUCAAGAUGUACGUGGUCGCCGUCAUCACCGGCCAAGUGAGGCUGCGGAAGAAGGCUUUUGCUAAUCCCGAGGAUGCCCUGAGACAUGGAGGCCUCCAAUAUUGCCGGAGCGACCCGGAUGUGGAGCGCUGCCUCAGGGCCCACCGGAAUGACAUGGAGACCAUCUACCCCUUCCUGUUCCUGGGCUUCGUCUACUCCUUUCUGGGGCCCGACCCCUUCGUGGCCCAGAUGCACUUCCUCCUUGUGUUCGUGGGCCGUAUGGUGCACACUGCGGCCUACCUGGGGAAGCUGCGGGCACCCACCCGCUCCUUGGCCUACACCCUGGCCCAGCUCCCUUGCGUCUCCAUGGCCCUGCAGAUCCUCUGGGAAGCAGCCCGCCACCUGUGAGGAGCAGCGCAUGCCUCCUCAGCCCCCAGACCACGGGUCAAGAGCUGUCCCAUGGCUUUACCUGGGGGACUUGGCGUCCCUUCAAGAUCGUGGUUUCCUGGCAACCUGCUGAGUGUGUAGACCCCUGGGCUCAGCAGACCAGCAUGUGUGCAUGUGUGUCAGUGCAUGUGUGCACACGUGUGUGUGUGUGUGUGUGGUUUCUUAGCUCCUCGAAUUCCUGGAUGAAGUGGCCAAUUAGAACCAUUUUGAGAGGGCUCAUCAAGAUUGAGAGAAAAUCCUUCAACUCAAAUAAUAGACUAUUAAAAACAUCACUCCCCCUCCCUCCCUGAGGAGUAGAAAAGUAAGGGGAGACUCAAGUUCAAGAUUUCCAAACCUAAUCAUCAUCAGAAUCUAGGGCUAAAAAGGGAGGCCUCUCAGACCCAACCCCCUGAAAUUUUGGCUCAGAUGGUCUUGGAGAGAGGGAGAAAGAGGGACUGGGCAUCUGUAUACUUAAAAGGCUCCCCAUCUCGGCCAUCUAAGAUGCAUCGAUGAGUCUCAGCCCACCUGGAUCAAAGGAGAAUGAAGAACACCAAGGACUCAAGGCGAUUACGAGCCCAAGAGACAGAAAGGGCCACAUGAACCAAAGACUACAUCAUCCUGAAACCAGAAGAACUAGAUGGUGCCCGGCUAUAACCAAUGACUGCCCUGACAGGGAACACAACACAGAACCCCUGAGGAAGCAGUGGGAUGCAGACCCCAAAUUCUCAUAAAAAGACCAGACUUAAGGGUCUAACUGAGACUAGAAGGACCCCGGUGGUCAUGGCCCCCAGACCUUCUGUUGGCCCAGGACAGGAACCAUUCCCGAAGCCAACUCCUCAGACAUGGAUUGAACUGGACAAUGGGUUGGAGAGGGAUGCUGGUGAGGAGUGAGCUUCUUGGAUCAGGUGGACACUUGAGACUAUGUUGGCAUCUCCUGCCUGGAGGAGAGGUGAGAGGGUGGAGGGGGUUAGAAGCUGGUGAAAUGGAUACAAAAAGAGAGAGUGGAGGGAGGGAGUGGGCUGUAUCACUGGGGGAGAGUAAUUGGGAGUUUGUAGCAAGGUGUAUAUAAGUUUUUGUGUGAGAGACUGACUUGAUUUGUAAACUUUCACCUAAAGCACAAUAAAAAUUAUUUAAAAACAAAAAAAA